GCCGCAUUCGACCCACGGCUGAUUAUGACACUUUCAACUUCCAUCAUCUCCAUCCGUUCAUUCUUUCAUCAACUUUUCAUCUUACACAGAUUUCCCCUCUGUCGCAACAGCCCUCUUGCCCCUCCUCAAUAGCUGCUUGAUUUUUCAGUACCGAGUAAUUGAGGAGUUGGGCAAUCUGCUACGAUUGUACUUUUUUUUUCUUUCUCUCUUUUCCAAGUUCGUUUCUUGGGUGAUCUACGCGACCGCGACCGGCGUGAUCUUUGUCUCUUAGGCAAAUAUUUCAACUUUGCCUUCGCCCUCAUCUUCGCGUUAUCAUCCUUCCAAUAUCCCGUGGUUUCUUAACCCACUGCUACCGACUCACCGAUGUCCACCCAUGAAAUAUAGCACCUUAGGUUGGUUUGGGCUGACUUGGAUAUCUGUCGAUACUUUGCGCGUCGAUGACCGCUAGUAAUCGAUAUCUAACCUCGAUAUUGUCAUCAUGAGCGCAAGCCCUUCGCCCGCCGGAGGCCCUAACGGCCAGAGACCGACUCCCCCCCCCGGUGCGCCUCCGCUGCGUAGACCGCGUAAUACGGCGAAUCCUCUUGUUCCGCGAAAAAAGCAACCCGUUCGUCGACCGCCUCCCCCAGGUCUCGGUAGAGGUGCUGCACCUAGCGCCGCUCCUCGACCUGCUAGCCGACCCCAGCAACCGGCCCUGGGAGGACAAGGGCCACUCAACUUCGACACAUUGCGCUCACAGAAUGGUGGUUGGUCAACCCCUACGCCACCUGGCGCCCAGGAUUAUCCUCUUUAUGUAACAAAGAAGUCUCUAAAGGAGGGCCUACGCUUCCAUGUUAUGCGAUUUGCUCCGCACGGUGGUAAAUUCCACCAACACGGCAACCCCGGCAUCGACCCUACUAACCAGGACGAAUUUACCCGACCUGUUACUCUACACCGACGCGACCCCAAACAACCGCCCCCCGGCCGUGAGGUGAAGGAAGAAGAAGUUCCCGUCGAGGAGGACCCUGCUGCGACCGCCGAGGCUGAGAAAAUUGCAUUACUGAAAGCAGAAAGAGAAGCUCAACGUGCGGCCGAUAAUGCUCAGAAGGCUCCUGUCGCUAAAGAUGCUCUUCCCAAGGCAAAGCAGCAGCAUAAAGAGCCCAAAAAGCCCGGUCUACAGAUCCAUUAUGCGCCACGCACUGAAGAGCAGAAGAAACAGAAUGAGAUUCGAUAUGAGGAAGCUCUACCGUGGCACUUGGAGGACGCCGAUGGAAAAAACGUCUGGGUCGGUCAGUACGAAGCGCCCUUGUCCGAUUGCAAAGUCGCCUUUAAAAUCCACAACAACGGCUUUCGUAUGAUACCUCUGGAAAAAUGGUACAGAUUUACUUCAAAGCGUGGUUCAUUCAAGAGUAUGUCUAUCGAAGAAGCAGAGAAGGCUAUGAACAAGAAGGUUGCUCCUGGUCGUUGGAUAGUACGAGACACACAACGCCAAGAAGCUGAGAAGGCCAUGGCUGAGUCCCGAAUUCUUGUCAACGGUCGCCCGGCAAUUAAGCAAGAGAGUGGCACCUUCAUGAAAGCUUCACGUGGCGAGAAGAUGGACCAUGAUGAUAUUGACAUGUCUGGGGAUGAAUUCCAGGACGAUGACGAGACUGCUGGAUAUGAACCCGAUAGGGACGAGGAUUCCAAGACAGCAAAUGAACGAAUUCGUCGUGAUCAGCUUGGAGCCAACCUUUUCGGCGAUGCUGAUGAGGCUAAGGUUGAGAAGGAAGCUGCAGUUGAAGAGAAAGAGAAGCUUGAGCGAAAGCGACUCGGCAAGGGUCUUAAGAAGUCAUUGAGGAAAGUCGACAAGCAGUUUCAGUACGAAAGCGAUUCAGAGAGUAACAGGGACCCUUUUGCGUCUUCGGAGGAUGAGUCUGAUUCUGAUCUCGAUAAUGAGAAAGAAGACGAAGAGAAGAAAGCUGAUAAGGAUAAAGACGCGGGAACCCCAUCCAAGGGAUCCAGCACCCCUCAGGGAAAGAAGGCAGCUGCCGAAGCAGCGAAGAAGGGCAAAUCUCUUAAACGAGCCGGGUCCCCAAUGGUUUCGGAUUCUAGUGGUACCGAGUCCACCCGGAAGAAGAAGAAGACUACUCACGGCAACGACAGUCGUAGCGGGACUCCUCUACCUCGCCGUAGUAAAGUUGGUGCUGGCUCUACUAGCGAUGGCGAGGGCACAGCUGGCGAGAUGUCAGAUGGCGCGGGAGGCAAGAAACGAUCUGGUCUAUUGGCGGUGGGUGGUAAAGACAGCAAAAGGCCAACCCCUACGGGCUCCCGUGCUACUAGUCCUGCUCCGCCUCAAGGCAAUCCCAACAAAGGCCCCACUGCUGGCCCACGAGCAGGUUCCCCCGACAGUGGCAAGCUUGAGCCCAUCACGCCUCAAGAGAUUCUCGAUGCGUUACCCCCAUUAGGGACUGGCGUCACUAUUGGUGUCCUGAUCAGGCCCUUCAAGAAUCGAUUGGACAAACCGGGCCAUAUGACUAGAAAAGAGUGGCUUAGGAUAGUAAAGGCUAAUGCAAGGUAUAACCAGGCUGAGAAAUUAAUCAUUAGAGACAAAUAGGUCAUCUCUUGGUGGUAGAGCAGUUCGCUCCUUCAAGAAUAUUAGGGAUCUUGACCCUUCUCGCCUUGCUUCGUUUCGACAGGUCGCAUUGGUAGAAAUACAUAUUGUUUCGCUGCAUUAAUCGUCGGUUUUCCCAGAAACGGAAUGGACUUUAUAACUCGCAGUCCAUUAUACUACUUCACCAAGGCGUACAGGCAUUUCUGGGAGGCUGGAAAUUCGGAUAAAAGAACAAAAAAAUUGCGUUGAGUUUUACUGCGUUGCAAUAGACCCGGCAAGAUACCUACCAUUGGUUGACUGAUGAGAAGCCGGAACAAAACCUAUUUCUACAGUUGAAGAUGAGAUUGCUCUGAAUGAGAUGCGGGAACCGAAUCACCUAACCUGGCCGGUGCUUGACUGAUGUGCUAUGGAGUUGCGACGAUUUCUAUAUUCUGGACGAUGGUCGGCGAACUCAUUCACAAUGGACUAUAGGCCAGCAUGUAUAGUUAGGUAUGCAGUUUGCUCCUAGGCUAAUUGCUAUAAUAAACCGGUAUCCCCGAAAAAUUUUGA
Messenger RNA from Hypoxylon trugodes, 3115 nucleotides. RefSeq names its product Rap30/74 interaction domain-containing protein. Gene Ontology annotation, cellular component: transcription factor TFIIF complex; nucleus. The transcript is spliced from 2 exons. Lineage: Eukaryota; Fungi; Ascomycota; Sordariomycetes; Xylariales; Hypoxylaceae. Gene Ontology annotation, biological process: transcription initiation at RNA polymerase II promoter; positive regulation of transcription elongation by RNA polymerase II. Gene Ontology annotation, molecular function: DNA binding; TFIIF-class transcription factor complex binding; RNA polymerase II general transcription initiation factor activity. The record is from RefSeq and is a predicted model, not a curated record. Bases 479 to 2569 code for a protein of 696 amino acids.